AUGCUACAGAAAUGGGAACUCUUCCCUGAUAACCAUACCUUCCCCUUUGUUUUAAAGGCCUGCGCAUAUUUGUUUGCUUUGUUUGAAGGGAAACAAGCACAUGCCCAGAUGUUAAAACUGGGGUUUCAAUCUGAUGUUUAUAUAAAUAACAGCCUCAUCCAUUUUUAUGCUUCUUGCGGUAGUUUGGAGUCUGCAAAGAAUGUGUUUGACAAAAUGCCGCACAGAAGUUUGGUUUCAUGGAAUGCAAUGAUUGAUGCGUUUGUUCAGUUUGGUGAGUUCGAAACUGCUUUGAAGUUGUUUGUUCAGUUGCAGCAGCUAUUUUUUGAGCCUGAUGGGUAUACAAUGCAGAGCGUUAUAAGUGCUUGUGCUGGCCUGUGCGCUUUGUCUUUGGGGAUGUGGGCUCAUGCUUAUUUGUUGAGAAACCGUGAUGUUGCUGUAGCUAGAGAUCAUGUUUUGGUUAACAAUUCUUUGUUGGAUAUGUAUUGCAAAUGCGGGUCAUUGGAUAUUGCUAUGCAGAUCUUUGAGGGGAUGCGAAAACAAGAUGUAACUUCUUGGAAUUGUAUGAUUCUAGGAUUUGCCAUGCAUGGAAAAGGCGAGUUAGCAUUGGAGUUUUUUGAACGUAUGAUUAGGAUAUCGAGGUUUGUGCCGAAUUCUAUCACGUUUGUUGGUGUUUUGAGCGCGUGUAACCACGGGCAUAUGGUUAAUGAGGGCCACAUGUAUUUUGACAUGAUGGUUAACGAAUACAAAAUUGAACCUCAAUUAGAACACUACGGAUGCCUAGUCGAUAUUCUGGCUCGUGCUGGUUUGAUUGAUGAAGCUUUGGAUUUGGUUUCAAGCAUGCCCGUGAAACCAGAUGUUGUUAUAUGGAGGAGUCUUCUUGAUUCUUGUUGCAAGAAAAACGCAAGCGUUGAGCUAAGUGAAAAAAUAGCUAGGCAGAUCCUUGAGUCAGAAGAAGGUGACUCUAGUGGUGUUUAUGUGCUCUUAUCCAGAGUCUAUGCAUCAGCUAGCCGGUGGAAUGAUGUUGGCUUGGUUAGAAAAUUGAUGACCAAUAAUGGCGUAUUAAAAGAGCCAGGGUGUAGUUUGAUAGAGGUAGAUGGUGUUACCCACGAAUUUUUUGCUGGGGACACCUCUCAUCCUCAAACUAAAGAAUUAUAUCAGGUUUUGGAUGUGAUUGAAAAAAGGUUGGACUCGAUAGGGUAUACGCCUGACUAUUCGCAAGCACCUAUGGUUGAUGAGCGGAAUGAUGGUAAGCGACACACUCUUAGGCUGCACAGUGAGAGGCUUGCCAUUGCUUUGGGGCUUUUAAACUUCAAACCAGGAAUGCCAAUACGUAUUUUCAAGAAUCUUCGGGUUUGUGAUGACUGCCACAAGGUCACUAAAUUAAUUUCUGGAAUCUUCAAUGUGGAGAUUAUUGUGAGAGAUCGUGUUAGAUUCCAUCACUUUAAAGAUGGUUCCUGUUCGUGCAUGGAUUAUUGGUGA
This is a messenger RNA of Dovyalis caffra, 1479 nucleotides long. NCBI's taxonomy places the organism in Eukaryota, Viridiplantae, Streptophyta, Magnoliopsida, Malpighiales, Salicaceae. The record is from the annotation of a GenBank genome assembly.